AUGCGAUCCACGCCAGAAACCCCCGAGUCAUCUCGACCGCUUGCGGAUUACUUCUGGAUUGCCGGGCUCGACGGCCAACAACUGGCAGACGCCAUCUCUCAACCCCGAUGGUCUUAUGAUCAGAUCGACACCAAUGGUGUCGACUUUUCCAUCAAAGAAGAGGCAUCUGUGGAUGAUGAGCAAUCGUCCAUCCUUCAGUCUCCUCGAGCCUCGGUUGGCCAUUCCAGACAUGACUCCUACCAGAGAUUGUCGCAGCUCUCCGACGAGGCCAAGGAGACCAUUCAGAGUCUUGAAGACGCAACGAAGCCACGCAGUAACCGGAGUAGUCUCACCAUUCGGGCGGCUGCUCCGACUGCCUCGGAUCCUCGAAUGUCCUCGUUGAUAACAGAAGCCGACUUCGACAAGGCCAUGACCAAGUUCGCCACUGACCGAGAUGCUUUCUAUUUGGACUUGACGUUUCAGCCCAAUGAAUCGUCCAAGCCAGCUCGAUCCAAGUCACGACCGAAGACGCAGAAAAUCAUUGCUGAGGAUGAGCCUACCCCGGUUCCCAAUCGCAAUUUUGGAAGUAUCCGCAGACACCUUUCUUUCAAAGACAUGUCCAGCACAAAACGUCAACCGUCUAUGGCCCGACGGACAUCGACGCGCACCUCUCGAAGGAUGAGCAGUUACAACUCAGUCAUCCCCAGCCCAGAGACAUUCCACAGCUCUCCUGACCAGUAUCCCCUGAUGCGAAAAUUCGAACCCGUAUUGCUGGAAAGAUAUCCUCGACCAAGCGCUUUCGAAAAGUCCCAGAGCAGAGCACCGUUUCCAGAUUAUGUGCCCAUGUUUGCUUUCCCUGGUGACAUCAAGAUUGUGGCCGCUGAGACCAGACCGAGGUCAACUUGGCACGAAUUCUCCAUGACAGCAGCAGAUAACUCGAGACUUACGGCGGUCACAGUCAUAAUAUGGAUCCCCGUGAAUCGCGAUGUUGCCGUAGAUCUGGAAAAGAAGUGUGAGCAAUGGCGAAAAGCUCACAUGUCGGAGGCGGAGAGAGAAUUGGCCACUUCACUUGCAGAGAGGUUGACGGCAGAAAGUGCAAAAUUGUCUAGGUUACUAACACAAUUGCCCCAUCUCUCACCAGAUUCAGCAGAAAGAGAGGCUCUGGAGGAUGAAAUCAGCGCGGUGGAAGAGAAGAUUGCUGUUAUGUCUGACAUGCUCAGGCCCCUGCGACACAGUUCAGAAUCGGAUAUUCAAGGGCUUGCGGGUGGCGAGACUCGCUUCUGGAUUCCAAGAGCUUAUGGUAUCUUGGGUAGGGACAAGUCCAUGGCAAACUUCUGGCGGCAAUGGCUUCGAGCGGUCGUCGUUCCUAUGACUGAUGGAGGGGUCUUGCGAGUGCCGGCUAGCUCGCCGAAAGUCGGCAUGUGGCAACCAUUGGAAAGAUACGUUGCUGCUCUGUGCAUCGAAGCACCCUCCCCGGUAUCGUCCAAAACUCAAGUCCAAAUUUCGAUACGAGAGCUCCAACUGUAUGCAAAAAAGGAGGCGGCAAAUGAGCUCCCCGGGAGUAGGACGACCGAUCUGUAUCCGCUAUUCCGAGCUCUUACCAUUCCGAACAUUAUCCUUCUUCUGGAGUACGUCUUAUCCGAGUCCAGGGUCAUUCUCCUUUCAACCCACGUCUCCAUGCUACAAUUAGUCAGCAAAGCCAUCCUAGAACUCAUCUGGCCCUUCGAAUGGACAGGAAUCUACAUACCGGUGUUGCCAUCGCGUUUGGUUCAAGCAUUGGAUGCGCCUUGUCCAUACAUCUGCGGCAUCGAUCGCAAAUAUGAAAAGUACGACCUACCUGACGACGAUUAUGUUUUGGUCGAUUUGGAUAAGAACGAAUUGCAUAGUACGGCACCGCCGCCUUUCCUACCGAAACAACAGCGGAGAAAGUUGAUGUCUCUGCUUUACCAAGCUGCGCCGCUCCACCAAAGCUUCGGAGUGACUCCGGGACCUCCUGCGUAUGCGGUGGACACAUAUCCGUAUGAUGGCUUUUCUGCAGAGCUCGAGUCUACCUUUACCGCAGUCGCCAAAUCCACAAAUCUAGAUAAACUCGCGAGCCUCAGCUCUACGACAUUCGGCCCGCAAGCCGCAACUGACACCAUUCGACGGUCUCCACUGCUGAACGUUUUCCUCGCUGCUACACCAACCAGAGGAAAGAGCUCUGAUCGUCCCAGAACAUCGUCGACCGCCAGACACUCCACUUUCACUGAUUCCGACAGUCAAUCUCCCGUUAACCCCAACUUCCCUGUGACGCCUGGUUCUGGACCGUCACGAACCGAUUCGGGGUAUGCUCUUCAGACUUCUCUUAAGGAAAAGAGAUCCGGUCACUUCGAUUCAGUGUCGAAAAGAAGUUUCUCUGGGUCUAGUCAUAUGAUUCGAAAAGCAAGCCUUCCGUUCGUGAAACACAGUGCGAGCCCUUCUUCGAGCACUACACUAUCGGACAAUCGAAAUGGGUCUAUGUAUGCACCCUCCACUUACGCGCAGUCGACCCUGGCAGCCUCUACAAUUAUGCCUGGAGUGAAUACACUGCAUAUGCGGACUGGUGAAGGUACGCGUUGGUUUGAGGGUCACUGUCUGCUAUGGAGAGCGGCGGACGGUCCGUCUACAUGUCUUCUCUGCGACGAAAAGGCUCCAGAUGGAUACUAUAGAUGUUCGGGGUGUGGUUUCGUCGUCCACGAUCGAUGCGCCCAUAACAUAUCGGUGGUCUGCUCUGCAGCUUUCUACCCAGAUCAGAUUCGUGCCGCCUUUGCGAGAUGCAUGGCCAGCUUGUUAUACACCUACCGGAAAGUUUUGCAACCUGCACCUCCACAGAAAAAGAAGCUUGGGGCUAUCUACUCCUUUGACAGUGACGCUUUCAUGAGAAGUUUGACCCCUGACCAUGCCGCCUACAUGGGCAUGCUGCAACAGACUCAAGCUUGGAAUGAGUUCAUCAUGGACCGCGAAGAGAAACCAUCAACUCCUUCGAUAGCCCUGUUCGACGCCAUCAUCAUGGCAAAACGUCGGCGCGCCGGCUUGCGGUCGAGCAUUCCCAGUCUCAGUCUCAACAGAAAAAGCUUUAUGGCAUGGUCACCUCAUGUGGGCAUGAACACCGACUUACUUUCAGAUGCAUCUCAGCAUCAAUGGAGGAUAGUGGCAGUACCGGCAAGCGUUGAUCGGCCAGAGCUAGGCGCUGCAUCAAAGGGACGUGAUUAUCAUACCAUUGUCACUCGAACCCCUGCGAAGCUGGAAGAAGGUUUAUUCAAGCAAGAUGAGAAGGUUCCGAGCUUGCCUACGAUCCCCAAGAGAUCGAGAAUCAGCAUAUUGACCAGUAAAAUGAACGGUCUUGGCAUGCACGCCCCAUGA
Messenger RNA from Fonsecaea nubica, 3360 nucleotides. RefSeq lists its product as hypothetical. The transcript has a single exon. The record is from RefSeq and is a predicted model, not a curated record. NCBI's taxonomy places the organism in Eukaryota, Fungi, Ascomycota, Eurotiomycetes, Chaetothyriales, Herpotrichiellaceae. Gene Ontology annotation, biological process: regulation of Rab protein signal transduction. Bases 1 to 3360 code for a protein of 1119 amino acids. Gene Ontology annotation, cellular component: cytoplasmic vesicle.